AUGGACGUGCGGCGCAGCGUCAACUUUCUCACCCCCGGCCUUUUGACGGCCGCGGCUGUCCUCGCUGCUGACCGGCUCAUGGCUGCAGUCCUCUCGUUGACUGGCUGCGACCACGCCCUUCCCCCCACCGUCGUAGCAGCCUUCUCAAUCACAGCGGCCCUGGUGGUGAUCGUCCACCAGCACCUCGGUACGCGCAGACGAGAUCGAGCUAUGACGACACGCGCACACGCAGAUCCCUGGGUGUGUCUUUGUGGACUCGCUGUCUGGUUGCAGGCUGCUCGUUGGCCAAGGAUCUGCAGGUUCUCUGAAGUCAGCAACGACGACCGCCUCGACGUGCUUCGCGAGCAUGAGAAGCUCCUCAAGGCCAAGCGUCGCAAGUGGGUCACCCCGGCCGACUUUCGGCGUGCAGUCGAGGAGGAUGGUCGACUGUGGACCGUCAUCAACGGGAGCGUGUAUGACGUGGCGGGACUCAUCGGCAAUGACAACAACGGCAAGCCCAAACACCCAGGCGGAGACUUCCUCGCCGAUUUCGUCGGUAAGGCCUGUACAUGAGGGAAGUACACAUGCACUGCCUGCUUGCCUUGUGUUCUUCACGCACAUGCACUUGUUGCUUGGUUGGUUUGUGUUUCAGGAAAGGACGCUUCGCUCUGGUUCUACACCUCUCAUCUCAAGUCAGAGAACGUGUUGACGCGGCUGAGCGUCAGCUGGGUCGGCUACCUCACCGACCGUUUCGGCCUCAUGUGCAGCCACGACAAGGCCAUGCACAAACUCAUCGACGACUUCGCCGCCGAGGGGCUGUUCGCCUACCCCUGGCGGCACUGGUUGUGGGACAUGCAGGGCCCUGUGCUGUUCCUCAUCUCCUUUUGGGUCGCCCACUGCUGCAUUCAAGGGCGAAUCGCCCCCGACUGGUCGGGGCGGCUGGUCUAUGUGGGCAGCUUCAUCGGCGGCUCGCUCAGCUACGUGCUGAUGCUAUACUUCGUCCACGACGCCCUCCACCAGUCCAUCUUCACGACGAAGGAACGAGCCAAGAGGUGUGUGAGGGAGGGGCACCAAUCUGUGCACUCAACACACUGUGUGGUUGUGUCCGCACGUGUGUGCAGCUUCACAAGGUGGUUUUCCCUCGUGGUCGGGGGCAUCGAUUGGUCAGUGGGAGCCAUUGUGCACGACGCCCACCACGCCUUCACCCACGUCGUGGGCCGCGACAAGUCCCUCGACACCGCCCCGCUGGUGUACUGGCACAAAUCGCAGGUGCCGGGCGACUCUGCCGGAGCCCUCAGCAGCGCCGAGGCUUUUGCCGCCACGUGGGGCGCAUUUCUCUGGUUCACUGUGGUGGUGUGGCUGAUGUUCCCGAUGGAGGUUUUGAGGUCGGUGGCCGACGCGUUCAAGAGGAAGGACGUGGUCUGCCUCGUCGCGGUCCCUGUCCGUCUGCUGCUGCCCUUCGCCUGCCACCUAAGCUUCAACGUCUCCCUCCACUACGCCGUGUGGCUCCUGUUGGCCCAAGAGGUGGGAAUGGUUCUCGUGGGCAUCGCCGCCUCCCUCAACCACUUCAGCUUCGACGCCAUCGACGUCCACCAGUUCCGGGAGAAAAUGGAUCAGGGAUUCGUCGAGCAGCAGGCGAAGACCACCCAAAACCACAACGCUGUGGCGUUGGGCUACGGCCUCCACGGCGCCAACGGCAAGCAGCCACGAAGCCUCGUGGUGUGGGCACUGGUGGCGUCCCUUGACGCCGUCGUCUCCUGUUGGGUGGGGCACUUCGACUACCACGUUGAGCACCACCUGGUAGGGUCGCCACUUACACACUGAUAGCCGAUGCUCAUGUAUUUGUAUGUGUGUGUGUGUGUGUGUGUGGCAAGGUGCCCUACAUGCCCCGGCGCAACUUGCCCAAGGUGAUGGCGUGAGUGAAGGCCCUCUGCGGUGACGACCUCUACGAGGCCACCACCCAUUUGGAGGGGUGCAGGGGGCUGGUCUACAAGCUCACCCACCCCUUUUUGACGAAGGAGGGGCAGAGGGGUGACUGACAGGGUGGCACGUGCAGUCGAACUGCACGUAUGCCUGCAUGUGGGCUGCAUGUGAGGGAGGGUGGGGUCCAUCUGUCCAUGUGUGUGUGGCCUGAUCGAUGCAGUGUCCCUUUCCAUCCAUCUGUCUGUCUGCCUGCCUACCUAUGUAUCUGUCUGUCUGUCUGUCUCUGUGUGUGUGUUUCUCCUGUCUUUUCCGGUGUGAACGUCUACAUGUGGCCGUGUGUGUGUGUGUGGGUGGGUUUGUUCAUGGUAAGGAGGGAGCGACUGGCUGUCGACGAUCUUUUGUUCUCCGCUCGUACAUACUUUCUUGCCAUUGAUACGUACGGUGUGCGCAGUCGGUCGCGUGUGGUACACAUACGAUGGGGUACCCCUGCGGAUGGGGAGUGGAUUCAUGUGUGUUCUUUACCUGCCCAUCUUUCCUUCUCUCUCUCUCUCUCUCUCUCUCUCUGUGUGUGUGUGUGUGUGUAUGUAUGUGUAUUGUGUGUAUGUGUGUGUUUCUCCUUUCUUUUCACACGAUCGGUGUGAACGUGUACGGCCGUGUGGGUGUGUUUCCUUCUAUGGGAUACGUACGGAUGGUCCGACUUCAUGCUGCACCGGGGGAGAGACAGAGAGAGCAGUGGGAGAGAGUGACUUUGAAGGAGAGAGAAACUAGCUGGGAGAGGAGUGGCUGACGGGUGAGAAACUUUCUUGGUGAAGGGCGUACUCACUUUCGCGCACAGAGGACGUACGGCAUUUCCUCAACACAGUUUUGCCGUUUCUUGCUUGUAGUUGGUCGGAUGUGGUAUACAUACGUUUGGUAUGAUAUAUGUGUGUUUCCUUUUGUGAGGAAGGGUGUGACUGGCUGUCGACGACCUUUUUGUCCCUCAGAUCAGCUCACUCCCCGAUCUCCCGUACGGACCUUCUUGAAUGAAUGAAUGAGUGAACUGACACGUACUUGGUUUGCCCUCCCCCCCCAAGCCGGGGAGACAGAAAAGAGAGAGACCGAGAGGACGGUAUUGCUUGUCAUUCACGUCUGUGCUUUGUACGAAAUGGGCAUUGUCACACACUUAAAUGUCAGGUAGAGGGUGAACCUUUUGUCUCAGUUCAUCUCAUCUCCCUGUGACCCGUUUCGCCGCCUGCCUGCCUGCCGGUGGACCGUUGUUUCUUGGUGCAUACUUGUUCCAUGAACGAAAGGAG
This is a messenger RNA of Vitrella brassicaformis, 3194 nucleotides long. The record is from the annotation of a GenBank genome assembly. NCBI's taxonomy places the organism in Eukaryota, Vitrellaceae.